This is a messenger RNA of Myzus persicae (green peach aphid), 2330 nucleotides long. Its product is annotated as E3 SUMO-protein ligase KIAA1586-like. The transcript has a single exon. NCBI's taxonomy places the organism in Eukaryota, Metazoa, Arthropoda, Insecta, Hemiptera, Aphididae. The coding region runs from base 270 to 2267 and encodes 665 amino acids. The record is from RefSeq and is a predicted model, not a curated record.
GAUAAGUAUUUGAAAUAUUUCACUUAUUACUUUAUCAGUAUUCAGUUAUCUCACUAAUCAUUUUCAAACUGGCAAAUUGCGAAGUGCAAACUGCAAAGCAAACGCAAAGUCGUCAAGUCGUAACUGAAAUCAUAGACCUAACAUGUUAGAAGUAAGUUGAAAGUAACAUUACAGAUACUAUUUAAUGUCAAAUCGGCAUAAUAUGUAGUUUGAAGUGUGAACAUAGUUCAUAUAAAUAUUUAAAUUUUAUUGUUUUACAGAAUAUUAGAAUGGCGUCAUCAAAUGAUGAAGAUUCAACGACACGUAGUACGAAAGGAUGGCCUAAAAAGAAACCAUAUUUACAAAAUUACAGGGUAGAUUGGCAAAAAAAUCCAAAUUAUUCUAAAUGGUUACGUUCUAGUAAAAAAGGAGCUACAUAUUUUCACUGUAUGUUUUGUAACGAUUCUUAUCUUGGUGGAUUAUCUGCAGUUGCCAAACAUUCUAAAACAGGCAAACAUGUGUGUAAUGCCAAAUCUGUAGCAAAUACCAUACCUAUUAAUCAAAUGCAACAAGUAAGUAAUAAUAUUACUACCGAUAAAAAAGUAAAAGAGGCUGAAAUUAAAGUAGCAAUGUUUAUAACGGAACACAAUAUAGCCUUUCGAACUUCCGAUCACUUAAUAAGUUUAAUAAAAUCACUAAAUCCAGAGUCAAAUGUCAUAAAUAAAAUGUCAUGUAACCGAACAAAAGCCACAGCUAUUGUCACCAAUGUUAUUGGAUGUACUGGUUUUGAUAGUUUAAUUUUAAAAAUAGCUAACCAGCAAUUUUCAAUUUUGAUUGACGAAUCGACUGAUAAGUCAUCAACAAAACAUCUGGCCAUAGUUGUAAGAUUAAUGGAUUAUGAUGAAUAUAAAGUAAGGGAUGAGUUUUUAAGUUUAGUCGAAGUUAAAAACUGCACUGCACAAGGAAUUUAUGAAUUAAUAGUUAACUUUUUUCUUAAGUAUUCUGUGCCAUACAAGAAAAAUUUGAUAGCAUUCGCAUCUGAUGGUGCAAAUACAAUGUUUGGCCAACAUCAUUCGGUAAAAACUCUUCUAGAGAAUGAUAUUUCCAACUUGUUUGUGAUGAAAUGUAUCUGUCAUUCUUUAGCCUUGUGUGCAUCUUAUGCCUGCCAAAAAAUUCCAGAUGAAAUUGAAGACACUAUUAGAAAUAUAUAUACAUACAUGAAGUAUAGUUUCAAGCGCCAACUGGAAUUUAAAGAGUUUCAAACUUUUCUUGAAAUUAAACCUCAUAAAUUACUGCAACCGUCACAAACUCGAUGGCUGGCUUUACAUGAUUGCAAUACAAGAAUAUUGGAACAGUUAAAAGCUCUUAAAUUAUAUUUUCAAGCUGAACACCUGAUUGACAAUAAAGCUAGUGAUUUAUAUUUACGUGUAUCAAAUCCAACUUUUGAACUCUAUUUAAAUUUUUUGGAUUUUGUUUUACCAAUUUUAACUUCACUUAACAAGUUGUUCCAGCAUGAAAAGCCGCAAAUUUAUCAUUUAUACUCAAAAAUGGUAUCAGCAUAUAAAACCAUACUAGACUGUUACAUGCAAUCAAAUUAUCUCGAAAAAACUGACUUGGAAAAAGUUCAAUAUAGAAAUCCACAAUACUUUUUGAAAAAUGAUGAAAUUUAUGUUGGUGGUAAGUGUAUGGCUCUUUUAUCUGAAACAGAUUGCAAAUUAUCAAGUGCUGAGAAAAAAAUCUUUUUUACAAAUUGUUUAAAUUUUUAUGUUGAAUGUUCAAAACAAAUUUUCCAACGAUUUCCUUUUCAUUCCCCUCAAAUUAUGUGCUUAAAAUAUUUAUCAUUUCUAAAUCCUAAAGAAAUAAAAAAUACCAUGUCCAUUGCCCCGGCAGCUAAUUAUUUCGAAAACAUUUUAGAAUUGAAUCUAAAUGAUAUUGAUCGAGAGUGGCGUCAAUUAAAAAAUUUUGAUUUUGAUUUUGAACAAGUUGACAUUACUAAGUUUUGGAAAAGUGUUCGAGAUACCACUAACUGUGAUGGAUUAGAAUUUUUUCCUCUUAUCAACAAAUUUGUUGCAUAUAUUUUAAUUUUACCCCAUAGUAGUGCUUGUGUGGAAAGACUAUUCAGUGUAAUUAAUCUAAAUAAAACUAAGAUAAGAAACCGUUUAUCAACUAGCACAUUGUCAGGUAUAUUACACUCCAAAAAUAUUUUAAAUCAUCAACAAAAAUCCUGUUAUGAUUUUAGUGUCACAAAUAAUAUGUUAAAAAAACACAAAAGUGAUAUGUAUAAAUAAGAUGAAAACAUUGAUCUCGGACUUAAAUACUAACCUAAUUUAUAUUUUGUAAAAUUUGUUGUG